AUGACAGUCCCGAAAGAGUCGAGAGACGGACCAUGGCCAAGGCCGGUCGCCGGCCGGCUGGCGUUUCCUGCCGCCGACUACCCGGGGAUCGAUCCCGACUGGGUCCGUCUUUGGAACGAGCACGGCGGGGGGAUGGUCAGGGCCGACGAGGUGAGCAUCGAACGAUACCGAGAGUCGCCGGCGCAGUACAGCUUCACGUAUCCGACUUGCAGAGGCCCCGACGUGUUCCAUGUGGAGGACCGUAAAGUCCCGGUCACACGCCCGGCUGGAAAGGUGACUGUGCGGAUCUACACCCCCGAAGGACCGGGUCCUUUUCCCGUGCAUCUCAACUUUCAUGGCGGCGGAUGGGUUCUGGGGGGGCUCAACAGCGAAGCUGCAUGGUGCCGGCACAUUUGCAACAAGGCCAACAUCAAGGUCAUCGACGUGGACUACCGCAUGGGACCGGAAUUCAAGUUUCCCACGGCAAUAUACGACUGCUGGGACACCGUCAAAUGGGCCGUCAAGCACGCAGCAGCCCUGAACAUAGACUCGUCAAGCGUGUCGUUCGGGGGACUCUCCGCUGGAGGCCAGAUGUCGGCCGUGCUGGCCCACUUUGCCAGGGACGAACAUGUGGCGAUCAAGCUGCACCUGAUGAUCGUGCCGGCGACGGACAUGAGGUAUUGCCGCCGCAGGAUCGAGCAGCUUGACGAGUCCAACUGCCCGUACGAGAGCGCCCGCUUGUACCGCGACCUUCCCUGGGGGCCCCUGGGACGCGAGCAGUGGUUUCUGAAAUACUGGCUCGGGGAUGACGACGACGAGCAGGAGAGGCUCCUCGACGAUUGGCGGCUCACGCCGGUGCUGGCGCCCGACUUGAGCAACUUACCCCCAGCCCACAUCGUCACCGCCGAGUUCGAUCUGGAGAGGGACGAGGGAGAACACUACGGGCGCCUCCUCCGGGACGCCGGCAACCGGGUGUCGAUGAAGCGGUACGCGGGGGUGCCACACGCGUUUGCGCACUUCAACCACCCCGAGAGGGGCCUCGCCAGGAGCUUCGAGUUCAUCGACGACACUGCCGGGCUGCUCAGGGCGGCCCAUUACGGGGACGGAGCGUAG
Colletotrichum higginsianum IMI 349063 is the source of this 1092-nucleotide messenger RNA. RefSeq names its product Alpha beta hydrolase fold protein. Bases 1 to 1092 code for a protein of 363 amino acids. The record is from RefSeq and is a predicted model, not a curated record. The transcript is spliced from 5 exons. Gene Ontology annotation, molecular function: hydrolase activity. Lineage: Eukaryota; Fungi; Ascomycota; Sordariomycetes; Glomerellales; Glomerellaceae.